GCGGCGGCUGGCGGCGGCUGGCGGCGGGGCGGGGCCUGGGCUGUCAGCCGGCCUAGGAGGAGGAAGGAGCCUGCAGCGUGCAGUGUGAGGGGCGGGACCCGGCUGCCGGCGGUUGGUCUAGCUGGGGGAGGUCGGGCCAUGCUGGUGGGCCAGGGCGCGGGGCCGUUGGGGCCCGCGGUGGUCACCGCCGCGGUGGUGCUGCUGCUGAGCGGCGUGGGGCCGGCGCACGGCUCGGAGGACAUCGUGGUGGGCUGCGGUGGCUUCGUCAAGUCGGACGUGGAGGUCAACUGCUCGCUCAUCGAGAUAAAGCUGUACACCAAGCAUGGGACUUUGAAAUACCAGACAGACUGUGCCCCUAAUAAUGGUUACUUUAUGAUCCCUUUGUAUGAUAAGGGGGAUUUCAUUCUGAAGAUUGAGCCUUCCCUGGGGUGGAGUUUUGAGCCGACGACUGUGGAACUCCAUGUGGAUGGAGUCAGUGACAUCUGCACAAAGGGCGGAAACAUCAACUUUGUCUUCACUGGGUUCUCUGUGAAUGGCAAGGUCCUCAGCAAAGGGCAGCCCCUGGGUCCUGCGGGAGUUCAGGUGUCUCUGAGAAACACUGGGACCGAAGCAAAGAUCCAGUCCACAGUUACACAGCCUGGCGGAAAGUUUGCAUUUUUUAAAGUUCUGCCUGGAGAUUAUGAAAUCCUCGCAACUCAUCCAACCUGGGCGUUGAAAGAGGCAAGCACCACAGUGCGUGUAACCAACUCCAAUGCCAAUGCGGCCAGUCCCCUCAUAGUUGCUGGCUACAAUGUGUCUGGCUCUGUCCGAAGUGAUGGGGAGCCCAUGAAAGGGGUGAAGUUUCUUCUCUUUUCUUCUUUAGUAACUAAAGAGGAUGUCCUGGGCUGCAACGUCUCACCAGUGCCUGGGUUCCAGCCCCAAGAUGAGAGUCUGGUGUAUUUGUGCUACACGGUCUCCAGAGAAGAUGGCUCGUUCUCUUUCUAUUCCUUGCCAAGUGGGGGCUACACUGUGAUUCCGUUCUAUCGAGGGGAGAGGAUUACCUUUGAUGUGGCGCCUUCCAGACUUGACUUCACAGUGGAGCAUGACAGCUUGAAAAUCGAGAGUCUUGCUGCUUCACACAGGCUGGCACUAUCUUGGCUCACUGCAACCUCCGCAUCCCGAGUUGAAGCGAUUCUCCUGCCUCAGCCUCCCGAGUAGCUGGGAUUACAGGUGCCUGCCAC
Molecule: messenger RNA, 1220 nt
Organism: Pan troglodytes (chimpanzee)
Lineage: Eukaryota; Metazoa; Chordata; Mammalia; Primates; Hominidae
Product: BOS complex subunit NOMO3-like
Exons: 10
Coding region: 139-1197 (352 amino acids)
Cellular component (GO): endoplasmic reticulum membrane
Molecular function (GO): carbohydrate binding
Source: RefSeq, a predicted model, not a curated record